This is a messenger RNA of Abrus precatorius (Indian licorice), 2540 nucleotides long. RefSeq names its product pentatricopeptide repeat-containing protein At4g18975, chloroplastic. Gene Ontology annotation, molecular function: protein binding. The transcript is spliced from 7 exons. The record is from RefSeq and is a predicted model, not a curated record. Bases 901 to 1803 code for a protein of 300 amino acids. NCBI's taxonomy places the organism in Eukaryota, Viridiplantae, Streptophyta, Magnoliopsida, Fabales, Fabaceae.
UUGUAUAACUUUCACAUUAACUCCUCUUUUUUAUUUUAUUUGGGCAACUAAGCAAUAGAGCCAGAACAAACUGAGCCCAAAAGCCCGAAGCCAGACAUGCAGCUGGGUAAGAGAGAUAAAAUUAAACACAGUCGAGAGUAUUCACGUAAUCUUUUGAAAAUCGUUUACCCAAAAAAGCAAAAAAUUGUGGUAAAUCUCAGUGACUAUACUCGACUUGCUUCAGUUAAGAGCACAUGCGAAUUUUCCCUUGUGCGUGACGAGUAGGAAAGGGAAAAUUCGACGGAGAGGGUAAGAGUUUAAUUAUUUAUUGGGUGAGGAGUAAGGACUUGCUGCGGCAUUAUCAUUAUGCAAUCAAUUGCGUCCCUUUUAUUAUGUUGCUUGCAUAUAUAAUAUCAAUUUUGAUAUACAAUACCCAUUUUCGGUUUGACUAGCAGUUGCUGUGACACAGGGUUUUAGAGACUGUCAAAAUGAUUUGUUUUGGAAGAACGAGUGUUGAUUUUCUCGUGCAUAUCUAGUGUUCGAAGGAAUGCAUAAUAAGAGUGAUUCUUCUUUUAAUAGUCUUUUUGAAUGCAGACCUUUUGUACUCCUUCUAGAAUCAAUUCUGUACACUUAUACCAUUUAAUUUCCAGAGUGACAUUUUAGUUUUGAACAUGAUAUGUAUAAUUAGGUUUUAUACAGAGGAAACCAGCACAUUAUAGUUCAAUACUAAAAACUUUAUGAUUCACCCACUUUGUUGAAAAAAAAAAAAGGAUGCUACUGCAGAGAAAUAAAAUAUGAAAUAUGAGAAAAUUAGUUCUGGAGACUUACUACUAGCAAUGUUGUAAUUUGAUAAUUCUAGAGGAUCCGUAUCCCUUCCACUGUAUCAAGCAAACAGCUAACACUUCUCCAACUUUUAGAGGCAUGAUGCCCUUGGCACAUGAUAGCUCAAUUGCUUCUCCUCUUCUGCUGUCACGGAUAUGUCAGCCUAAGACAGACAAUACAAGAGCUCUUCUCUCGGGGAAUAAAUUCUCAACAACCACUAUAACCGUGUUACCAAAGACUACAUGUAUUCGUUGUAUGAUUGUUCAAUCAAAAUUUAGCCCAAAAGAUGGUAGUCCUGAAGGCAAGGAGAAAAAAGGGAAAAAGAGACCAGGAAAGAUAGAGCACCACUUGUGGAAAAGAAGAGAUUCAGCUCAGUCUGGCCAAAAGGCACUCAACCUAGUGAGAACUGUUUUUAAACUCCCUAAUGAGAAAGAGGCAGUUUAUGGGGCAUUAGACAAAUGGACAGCUUGGGAAACAGAGUUCCCACUGAUUGCUGUGGCAAAGGCCUUAAAAAUCUUAAGGAAAAGGGGUCAGUGGGUUCGUGUAAUUCAAGUAGCAAAGUGGAUGUUAAGCAAAGGUCAAGGAGCAACAAUGGGAACAUAUGACACCCUUCUUCUAGCAUUUGAUAUGGAUCAGAGGGUAGAUGAGGCAGAAUCGUUGUGGAAUAUGAUCAUCCAUGCCCACGUGCGUUCUGUCUCAAAAAGAUUGUUUUCUAGGAUGAUCGCAUUGUAUGAUCAUCAUAAUUUGCCAGAUAAAAUUGUAGAGAUAUUUGCAGAUAUGGAGGAGUUGCACGUAAAACCGGAUGAAGAUACAGUCAGGAGAGUGGCAAGUGCCUUUAGAAAACUAGGCCAGGAAGAGAAACGGAAUUUGGUUAUAAAACGAUAUGGGCUUAAAUGGAAGUACAUUCACUUUAAUGGUCAACGGGUGAGAAUUAGAACAGAAGCAUGGGAAGAAGAUAGGGAAUCAACCAAUCGGAAUGAGUACAUUAGUACACGUCAAUGAGGACACCACUAGAUCUUAAUGUCUGGGAUCUGCUGUUUUGAUGCAAUUGUCUUGUGUUCUACUGCUGUUGCAUUGUGGCUAACCCAUUUGGUCCAACAUAGCUACUGAUCAAUCAGGGAUUGUAUUACAUUGAGGGAUUGGGGCACUGCACCCUAAAUUUAAAAAUGACGAUGUUGUAAUAUAUAGAUAAGUAUGUAUUCAGUGCAAAACACGUUAACAUAUAAGAUAGAUUUAGUGUCUACAUCCGAAACUAAUUUUCUUAGUUCUACCCACACUAACGAUGCGUUUCAUCAACAUUAUUGUGGAUAUAAGAUACAGUAAUUGCGAACAGAUGGCCGCAUCUCUGUGAUCCUUUGUAUUCGUCCAUCUAGCAAGCUAAUUCAGAAGCAUAUGAAGCGUAGAAUUGGAUAAAUGAGAGUUCCGCUGAAUUGAGAUGGAACUGUCCGGGAUAACAUUUGCUUGUCUUGAUUCACAAAUGAUUCAACCAACCUCAUAUAAUUUGCCGAUGAAUAGGAUUGCUGUUGGACACUAUUGCAUACAAUCACUGUUCAUUCAGCCAACCUUAUAUUCUUGUUUUGCUAAACUUGGGCAGGUAUUAGUAGUCUACUGAUUUAGAGAUGGACGUGACAGAAAGACCGACCACCUGGGACUUGAACAAAUGAUUGCUCAAAGGUUUUCGUACAAAAUAUCCCUAAAUCUCCUAAACAAUUUUCUAAUUCUUAUGUUGAAAGACACUA